GUUGUCACCUGCCCCGGCGGGUAUGCCGAUCGAUGUUGCGGAUGAGGACUGCGCGGUUCCCCUCCCGCCAGCCAAGCGCCGCCGGAAAGUGGUUUCGAUCCCAGUUCCAGCAGAGACCUCAAUACACCUGACCGAGGAGGAAAGGGAGCUGCAACAAAGGCACGAAUGCCUGACUACUGCCUUGCAGCUAUACCAGCCUGCCUCUGCAGGGGCGCAGCCGGGACUGCGCUUGAUCCUUCCGCCCUGCAUCAUGGAAGGGGAAAACCACUUCACGCUAUGCCCGCUCGAGGUUCUUGCAACAGACUGCCUUCACAGGCGAUGGGUUGCAUUUGCACAGUUCGAGGAGAUCCUGAACGGCAUGCCCAAGACCUCGGACACCAGACAUCCCUCUCCGCUGGAGCCUAUCAUGCAGGACCAAAAGACCAUGUUCUUCGGAGCAUACGCGCAGGGGCCAUUGGACGGACUCAGGACGCAGACGCGGAGAUACCCCAUGGUGAUUCGGCUUCUCAACACCGUAAUCCACACUCUGUGUGGACCCGUAUCGCGCUCUACGCUGUUCCUCUCCCGAAACAGGGCGAUAGGCUUGCGCACGGACCCGAACAAUCACCGAGAUGUCCCCAAUUAUCUCAUUCCCCUCUCCAACUUCGAGGGCGGCCAGCUGUUCAUCGAAUCCCAGAACGGAGACUACAGCCUUGAUGAGAACGGCAUGCGGGGAUACGUCCAUGAGGUAACGCUCCCCUUCCUGCGGUUCAAUGCGCGUCGACGACAUAUGGUACUGCCCUGGUAUGGACGCAGGCUCAUCCUUGGGGCCUUUCAUGUUAAGGAAACUCAGACGCUGUCAGAGCCUACGCGACAGCUGCUCAUGAGCCUUGGCUUCCUGCUACAAGCACGUCUCACGGACAAGGGCCACGGCGUCGCUGGCUGUGUCGGGACGUGCCCCUCUGCAGUUUGCAACGGAGCUGUUUGCUUCGACUAA
Symbiodinium sp. CCMP2456 is the source of this 976-nucleotide messenger RNA. Lineage: Eukaryota; Dinophyceae; Suessiales; Symbiodiniaceae. The record is from the annotation of a GenBank genome assembly.